Thlaspi arvense is the source of this 954-nucleotide messenger RNA. The record is from the annotation of a GenBank genome assembly. NCBI's taxonomy places the organism in Eukaryota, Viridiplantae, Streptophyta, Magnoliopsida, Brassicales, Brassicaceae.
AUGGCCACGCCUAACGAAGCAUCAGCUCUUUUCUUCAUCAAGAAGCAUCUUCUCGACGAACUUUCUCCGGUGCCUACUGUCAUCACCAAUCGAUGGAUUGACGAACCGGGAGCUUCAGAAUCCAGCUCCGAUUUUUCGAUCUUCGGUUCAUUUGAUCAAACCGGUUUCGAUUUUUCUGAAUUUGAGACUAAACCGGAGGUAAUCGAUCUCGUCACGCCCAAGUUCGCGAACUCGUUUGAUUUCGAAUCGGAGAUUUCUGGUUUCGAACCAAAACCUGUAAUUGAUUCGGAUAAAGUGAAAGCUGAAAUUCCACUUGCGUCGAACGAUUCCUUCACCUUCCAAUCGAAUCCUCGCGUCGUUACUGAUUCAGUCUCUCAUUCGAACCGGAAACCGCCGCUGAAGAUCGCAACGCCGAACAGAACCGAGUGGAUCCAAUUCGCAACCGGAACUCAUCAACCGAAACAGCUUCCCGUGCCGGUAGUCGCAGAAGAGAAGAGGCACUACAGAGGAGUGAGGAUGAGGCCGUGGGGAAAAUUCGCGGCGGAGAUCCGAGAUCCGAACCGUCGCGGAACUAGGGUUUGGCUCGGGACGUUUGACACGGCGAUCGAAGCCGCUAGGGCUUACGACCAAGCAGCGUUUAGACUCCGAGGUUCAAAGGCGAUUCUGAAUUUCCCACUUGAGGUUGGGAUGUGGAAUCCACGCGCUGACGUUGGCCACGGCAAACGGAAGCGAGACGGAGAGGAGGAAGAAAUGACGGUGGCUGAGAAAGUGCCAAAGAGGGAGGAAAGUUACGCCGUUAGUGGACGAGGAGGAGGCGACGGGAAUCUUGAGCAAGCAACGUCAAGUUUGACGGCGAUAGAUGACUGGGACUUGACGGAGUUUCUGAGCAUGCCGCUUUUAUCGCCGUUGUCUCCACACCCACCGUUUGGUUAUUCACAAUUGACUGUUGUAUAA